UCACGACCAGAGGUCGAGAGCCCCUUUAGUUGUACCACUUUUAGGUCGCUGGGUAUUUUCUAAGCCGUCGUGGCCUUCGAGUAAGUUUCCACCAUGGGAGGGAGGGAAGCUGAUCAGAGUCAGAGCGUACGUGCAUGUGCUUCACACUCACACUCGCUGUACGUAUAGGUGUGUGUCUGCCGCCGCCUGUGCGUGCGGUCGUCGUCUCUUCGCGCUACCUACCUAGAGCCACCGAGUGGUCGUCGUCGUCAUCUCCACCGGCCGGCGCCUCCCAGUCCCAGUCCCAGCCCACAGCCAGCCCGGCUAGCUGCCUAUAUAUUCUCCAUCCAUGACGGUGCGACGACGACAUGACCUGACACCGUCGUCAUCGAUCCAUUCGAUCGUCGCGUGGAGCCUUGCCGGCCAGCGAUAUAUUAGAGAGGGAUUUGUGUGUGGCGGUCGAUCAGGUCGUCGUCGUCGUCGGCCAUGGCGGCGUGGAGGGACGGCUACCUGGACAUGGUGCUCAUCCCGCUCGCCAUCCUCUUCCCCGCCCUAUACCACCUCUGGCUCUACCGCGCCGUCCGCCGCAGCCCUCUCAGCUCCACCGUCGGCAUCAGCGCCGCCGCUCGCCGCAUCUGGGUCUUCUCCAUGAUGAAGAACAACGAGAAGCAGGCGGUGACCGUGGUGCAGUCGAUCCGGAACGUGCUGAUGGGUUCGACGCUGGUGGGCACGACGUCGAUCCUCUUCUGCACGGGCGUGGCGGCGGUGCUGAGCAGCACCUACGCCGUGAAGAAGCCGCUCAGCGACGCCGUCUUCGGCGCGCACGGCGAGUACAUGAUGGCGCUCAAGUACCUGCUCCUCCUCUCCGUCUUCCUCCUCGCCUUCCUCUGCCACAGCCUCGCCAUCUGCACGCUCAACCAGGCCUCUUUCCUCGUCAACGCGCUCUCGCCGGCGCCGCACCUCCACCUCCCCGGCGUCACGCGGGACUACGUCGCCGACGUCAUGGAGAGAGGAUUCAUCCUCAACCUCGCCGGCAACCGCCUCUUCUUCGCCGGCGCGCCCCUCCUGCUCUGGAUCUCUGGCCCCGUGUUCCCCUGCAUCUGCUCAAUGGCCAUGAUCCCUGUUCUUUAUAACAUGGACGUGGUCGAUGACGCCGACGAUGGCCGGAGCAGGAGCAGCAGCGGUGGAGCCAAUGGCGCUGUCGUCGUCAUGGAUGGCGAGAGUGACGAUCAGAGCAUUGAAGUCGUCUGAUGAUCGACCUGAUGAUGAUGAUGAUGGUGGAAUGGAACGCAGACAGCAAUUCUCAUGAUCUCAUGCAUCCAAGCGGCAUCGGCAUAUGGAAGAAUAUGCUGUGCUUUACAUUGUUGUAGUGCCCAGCAGCCAUAUAUGCAAAUAUAUUCUUGUUUGUAGAAGAUGAUGCAUAUGCAUGUAGACUUCCUUUUUCACUAGUUUGUGCUCUAGCAACUGACUAGUGGGUUGGGUUGGUGAAUUUUUUUAUUGACCCGUGUAAUAAGGAAAAUAUAUGGCAUAUAUAUUGACAUGACAACCGCGUGCUGAUCGGAAGAUCUUCAAA
Molecule: messenger RNA, 1552 nt
Organism: Sorghum bicolor (sorghum)
Lineage: Eukaryota; Viridiplantae; Streptophyta; Magnoliopsida; Poales; Poaceae
Exons: 2
Coding region: 466-1230 (254 amino acids)
Source: RefSeq, a predicted model, not a curated record